Molecule: messenger RNA, 1464 nt
Organism: Mollisia scopiformis
Lineage: Eukaryota; Fungi; Ascomycota; Leotiomycetes; Helotiales; Mollisiaceae
Product: putative rRNA pseudouridine synthase
Exons: 4
Coding region: 1-1464 (487 amino acids)
Biological process (GO): box H/ACA sno(s)RNA 3'-end processing; rRNA pseudouridine synthesis; snRNA pseudouridine synthesis
Cellular component (GO): box H/ACA snoRNP complex
Molecular function (GO): RNA binding; pseudouridine synthase activity
Source: RefSeq, a predicted model, not a curated record
AUGGCUUUAGUUGUGUCGAAGAAGGACCAGGAGGUCGACUAUACCAUCAGGCCUGAAGCUAUCACACCAGCUGUCGAUACCAGCACAUGGCCAUUGCUGCUCAAAAACUACAACAACUUACUCGUCCGUACCGGACAUUUCACGCCUAUCCCCAAUGGCUGCACACCAUUGAAGAGAGACCUCAAAUCAUAUAUCUCCUCUGGUGUGAUAAACCUCGACAAGCCCUCGAACCCUUCCAGUCACGAAGUCGUCGCAUGGGUGAAGCGCAUAGUCGAGAAAACAGGUCACAGCGGUACACUUGAUCCCAAAGUCACAGGAUGCUUGAUCGUCUGCAUAGAUCGCGCAACCAGACUUGUCAAAUCACAGCAAGGUGCUGGAAAGGAAUACGUUUGUGUUAUCAGACUCCACGAUAAGCUGCCUGGUGGGGAAGCACAGUUUGCGCGUGCGCUCGAGACCUUAACUGGUGCCCUCUUCCAAAGACCUCCUCUGAUCUCUGCCGUCAAGCGACAACUCCGUAUCCGAACGAUCCACGAGAGCAAGCUAUACGAGUUCGAUAAUGACAGACAUCUCGGUGUUUUCUGGGUCAGCUGUGAAGCAGGAACAUAUAUCCGAACACUUUGUGUACACUUGGGACUGUUGCUAGGUGUUGGUGCUCAUAUGCAAGAGCUUCGAAGAGUACGAAGUGGUGCUAUGGACGAGCAAGAGAAUAUGGUGACCCUUCACGAUGUGUUGGACGCUCAAUGGAUGCAGGACAAUACCCGCGACGAGUCAUACUUGCGAAAGGUGAUUGCUCCUCUGGAGACUCUUCUUACUACCUACAAGAGAAUCGUGGUCAAGGACAGCGCAGUCAAUGCCGUCUGUUAUGGUGCCAAGCUCAUGAUUCCAGGUCUGCUUCGAUAUGAGGCUGGCAUUGAAGUCCACGAAGAAGUUGUCUUGAUGACCACAAAAGGUGAAGCCAUCGCGCUAGGUAUCGCGCAAAUGUCCACAGUCGAGCUCUCCACCUGUGAUCAUGGCGUAGUUGCCAAAGUCAAACGCUGCAUCAUGGAACGAGAUCUGUAUCCUCGACGAUGGGGUCUCGGUCCUGUAGCCGCCGAAAAGAAAAAGAUGAAGGCCGAUGGCAAACUCGACAAGUAUGGUCGUGCCAAUGAGGCCACACCUGCCAAAUGGACUUCCGAGUACACAGAUUUCAACGCUCCGGCUGAUGGCUCAGUCGCUGCUCCCGUUGCUGAGACCACUACCAAGGCAGACAUUGCGGCUGCACCAGCACUUCCUCCUGUCAAUGCUGAUACCACGGUUGCUGAUGUUUCGAUGAUCAGUAACGGGGUUGAAGAUAGUGGCAAGAAGAGAAAGCGUCACGAGGGUGAGACUGCCGAGGAGAAAGCUGAACGUAAGCGAAAGAAGAAGGAGAAGAAAGAGAAGCGGGCCAGCAAGGGGAAGAAGACCGAGGAGAGUGACAGCGAUUAA